UUCCUAUGGUUUUUUGAUGUUACGUCACAUGAGGACUUUUCUCAGUCAAUCAUUCUAGUCUGCAGCUCCAUGGAAGCAGCUGAAUGGGGGACAUCUAAUCUUCCUAAAUUCUACCAGGAAAAUACUAUAGUAGUAAUUACUACGUAGUAGUAAUAACACAAAAGUCAAGAAAACUGCAUCCUCCCCUCCCUCUCCAUGGUUGAUUAUUGCCAUGAGAUUCCUCAACUUUCUCCUUAUUUCUACGGUUCUAACAAUCACCCUCCUCACAACCUCCACUCAGGCGGCCACUUUUGAGAUCCAAAACAACUGUGCCUACACGGUUUGGGCUGCGGCCACUCCCGGCGGCGGCCGGAGGCUUACUACCGGCCAAACAUGGACUGUCAACGUGGCAGCAACCACCGCAGGUCAAACUGGUCGUAUAUGGGCUAGAACCAACUGUACCUUCAACUCAAACGGCACCGGCAGCUGUCAAACGGGUGACUGCGGGGGACUUCUUAGGUGCACAGUCGACGGUGUUCAUGCACCCCCAGUUACUCUAGCUGAAUACUCGUUGAACGGGUUUAAUAACCAAGACUUCCUCGACAUCUCCCUUCUUUAUGGCUUCAAUGUGCCAAUGGAGUUCAGUCGUCCGUCCAUUGGCUGCACCGGCGGCAUCAGGUGCGCCGCCGACAUAGAAGGACAGUGCCCGCCUAGGCUUAGAGCUCCCGGCGGUUGCAACAAUCCUUGUACCGUUUUCAAUACUGGUGGAUACUGUUGCACCUCUAGCCUCACAUGUGAACGGACCUACCUCGCCAGAUUUUUUAAGGAUAUGUGCCCGAAUGCAUUGAGUUACCCAACAGAUGACCAGAGUAGUAUAUAUACUUGCCCAGCAGGCGGCACCUAUAGGGUAGUCUUUUGCCCUUAGUAGAGCCGAACUACUUAGAGUUAGAGGCACUUGUAAGUCGUUAAGUACCAACACUCUGUAAUAGUUCAAUCAAGUGUUUAUCAUCAUCAGGAGAUUUUACUGCCCCUUCAUACGAAUAUGGUGUGCUCAAAUUAAAUGAUAUAGCACUUUCACUUC
Molecule: messenger RNA, 1060 nt
Organism: Coffea eugenioides
Lineage: Eukaryota; Viridiplantae; Streptophyta; Magnoliopsida; Gentianales; Rubiaceae
Product: protein P21-like
Exons: 1
Coding region: 212-904 (230 amino acids)
Biological process (GO): defense response
Cellular component (GO): extracellular region
Source: RefSeq, a predicted model, not a curated record